GAGUAGGUGACGUCAGUUCCCCCGUUGGCAGAGAGCGACACAAACAUGGCGAUAGACUCGAGUGGACGGAGGUUCACGCUAACUUUAUUCGUGUUUUAUUGUGUUUUUGCGGGCAGCCAGACCGAGGCGGCGGUUUCGGAGUCGAGAAGCGCCACUCGGAUACUCGGCAUGAGGCUGGAGAGGAGCGACAAACCCGCUUCGACCACCGAGACGGGGGUUAUUCAGGUGACCGAGGACAGCAACAUCUUCUUCAGGUUCUACGGGCUCCACUUGUUCCCAAACAGCUCGGAUCUCAUCAGGUUCAUGGAACUGGACUCCAGUGGCCAAGAGGACGAUGGUACAGGCUUCAAUAGGACUUGUCCCGAACACACGAAGGAUAUAGCGGUGCAUGGGCCCAUGGUGGUGAGUAACCAGAACACCUCCGGAGUGGUCAGCCUCAGCAUCAAGCAGCUUCGUAAGAGCGAAGUGGCAAAAGUGUUCGGCGUGUGCGUCCGCGACACGCAGCAGCAGAAGUGGUACCUGCUGGACGACAAGGACGGCAGACUACUGGUGGUGGAGGAGAAGAAGCCCAUGUUGCCCAUUUGGCUGCAGGUGAUCCUCAUCUCCUUCCUGCUGGUGCUGUCCGGCAUGUUCAGCGGGCUCAACCUGGGGUUGAUGGCGCUGGACCCGAUGGAGCUGCGCAUCGUCCAGAGCUGCGGCACCGAGAAGGAGAAGAAGUACGCGCGGAAGAUCGAGCCCAUUCGCAGGAAAGGCAACUACCUGCUGUGCUCACUGCUCCUGGGGAACGUCCUGGUCAACACCACCCUCACCAUCCUGCUAGACGACUUGAUCGGCUCGGGGCUGGGCGCAGUGGUGGCUUCCACCAUCGGCAUCGUGAUCUUUGGUGAGAUCGUCCCCCAGGCGCUGUGCUCCAGGCAUGGUCUGGCAGUCGGAGCCAACACCAUCCUGGUCACCAAGUUGUUCAUGCUGUUGACAUUCCCCCUCUCCUGGCCCAUCAGCAAGAUCCUGGACUGCGUGCUGGGCCAGGAGAUCGGCACCGUGUACAACCGGGAGAAGCUGGUGGAGAUGUUAAAGGUCACAGAGCCCUACAAUGACCUAGUGAAAGAGGAGCUCAACAUGAUCCAAGGGGCUCUGGAGCUCAGGACCAAAACAGUGGAGGAUGUCAUGACCCCAAUCAACAACUGCUUCAUGAUCCACAGCGACGCUGUGCUGGACUUCAACACCAUGUCUGAGAUCAUGGAGAGCGGAUACACCAGGAUACCAGUGUACGAAGAUGAGCGUUCCAACAUCGUGGACAUCCUCUACGUCAAAGACCUGGCCUUCGUGGACCCGGACGACUGCACCACCCUGAAGACCAUCACCAAGUUCUACAACCACCCAGUCCACUUUGUGUUCCAUGACACCAAGCUGGACUCCAUGCUGGAGGAGUUCAAGAAAGGAAAAUCUCACCUGGCCAUUGUGCAGAAGGUGAACAACGAAGGGGAGGGAGAUCCUUUCUACGAAGUCCUGGGUCUGGUCACUCUGGAGGACGUAAUCGAAGAAAUAAUUAAAUCAGAGAUUCUGGAUGAAUCAGAUCUUUACACCGAUAACCGCACCAGGAAAAAGGUGGCGCCCAAUAAGAACAAGAGAGACUUCUCGGCCUUCAAACACGAGAGUGAAUCUAAAGUGAAGAUCUCUCCUCAGCUGCUGCUGGCUGCUCAUCGCUUCCUGGCUACAGAGGUGAGCUUGUUCAGCCCAUCUCAGAUCUCAGAGAAGGUGCUGCUGCGAAUCCUGCGUCAUCCCGACGUGAUCCAGGAGAUCAAGUUCAACGACAGUGACAAGCGCUCGCCUCACCACUACGUCUACCAGAGGGGGAAGCCUGUCGACUACUUCAUCCUCAUCCUGCAGGGUCGAGUGGAGGUGGAGGCCGGAAACGAGAACAUGAAGUUUGAGACCGGACCUUUCUCCUUCUAUGGUGUCAUGGCGCUCAGUGCUCCCACUCUGGUGGCUGCACCUCGUCCUCGCCUCCUCUCCUUUAAGAGGUUUUCUCUGUUCUCUCGGUUGCCAGAGUUUCGUUCACCGUCCCACCUCAGCGGCUUGAACCGAACAGCCUCCCUGAGCGGAGGCGACCGGACCGAGUCGCUCUCCGUCAGCGGCAGCAACAGCCAGCUCAACAACAGCAUCCCCUCGCAGCAGUACACGCCCGACUUCUACGUCCGAGCCCUCAGCGACCUGCAGUUUGUCAAGAUCACCCGGGCUCAGUACCAGAACGGCCUGAUGGCGUCCCGUCUGGACAGCACGCCUCAGUCCCCUGAGAGCGGCCACAACGCCACCCGCCUGGACCAGAUGACUCCCACCGCCAACACCACCAUCACAGACAUGGUGGUCGACUCCGCCCCGACGGAGAACGGGCCCGACGAGACGACGCUCCUCCUCCUCAACGAGCAGAACUCACCGCACACGGCCAACCACCACCACAGCCAGCUGGAGAACAGCGUUUGACCCCGACCCCAUCCUCCGCUCCCCUGCGUUUGCACACAUGCACUGCUGCGCUCAGACGUACGCCGAGGAGGGGAGGACUGCGUGUCGGCGUGUUAGCGCGAGCGAGCGGGAAUGCUAGACCCGAGCCUCGGAAGAGCCAACGAGGCUCGAAGAGACAAGCCAUGUGCGCGCAUAUUGUGUACAUAUGCAAGGAUUAAGCAAAAACACACACACACACACCCACACCAAAGUAUACACUGAUGAGCCAGAACAUUAAAACCACGCACGGAUGAAGUGUUAAGAGAGGUCUGGAAGUGAUGCAUGAGAAGAAAAAGCUGUCCAAGGAGGGACAAACCAGCAGAUAGUUCCAAUUAGCGUCUUCCAGGACUUAGAAGAUCUGCUUCUUGUGUUUUGGAGCGCCUUCAGGAGUCCGUGCAGCGUGUGAGGCAGGGAUGGCCAUAGUGUUUUUCCUCAUCAGUGUACUUACACGUACCAAAGUGUAUUGUGGAAGCUCACCACAUCCACUUUUUCACACUCAACAGACCCACCGCAAACCCGGCAACCACCCGCUAUACUUCACCGACAGAGAGCGCCAUCCGUGUGUGUGUGUUUGCAUCUCCACGUAUUAACCGACGACAAACAUCCGAAGGACCUGCCUGUCUGGACCACAGAGCGCCUCCGUUCAGAAGGCGUUUCCUGAUUUGAGUUGCUUUCCAAUUCACUUCCCCCCCCCCCCCCCCCCCCAGUCAAGAGACUCAGGGAGACUCCGCCCUCCUCCCCCCUUUUUUUGCCCCUCCAGAUGUACAUAAAUGCAAGUGUGGUGGAAAAAAAGCCGCGAGCCAAACCCGCAUGUGUAGCAGCCUGCGUCCCCCUCCACCGCAUCCAUACAGCUAGAAGACAAAGAGCACCCGAGCAUGUCAGCGGAGUUCCAACAAAGUAAUAUAUGUUCCGUAGAAAUUUUUUGUCGCAUAUUUAUUGACGAAAUCUGUGUGAGACGGACACACAAGGCUCCUACUGACUCUUGUUUUGGUGGGGUGGGGGGUGGAUAUACAGAUAGAUAUACACAUGUGUAUGUAGAAAUGCGAGGAUGCUUCGAAAACUUCUCGGCCUCAUCAGAAAACAUCACAGGAGAAAGCGUUGUUGUUCAUCAGAGUCUCUCUCACUACCCCUUCACUGAAGAAGGUCACAUCUUGAGCCUCCAGAUACAAACAAGCAAAGACAUCUUCAUCCCUUUGAAAACAGUUCACACACGCUGGAAUUCAGGUUGGGAAGCCGAUAGAAAUCAGAUGGUGCUGGUUGCAUGAAAUAGUUGCAUCGGGCAACAGUUCAGCUCCAAAAUCUCUCCUUCUUUGGUCUGUUUUUCGAUUUUUUUGUUGACACUGAUUCACAGCAUUAAAGUACACAGUAAUGCCCCAAAAUGGGAGGCCAAGAACUCGUUUUGAAGCAUCCUCGUGUGUCUCUGCAUAUGAUGUGUAUAUAUACAACUUCUCGUGUCCUGCAUAGAAACAGUGAGUAGCCCAGAGCCUUUAUCUCAGAGUUGUUAAGAGAUUCGCCGCUGAUAGACAGUCAGUCUGUAUCAUGAUUAAGACAAUCAAUAUGAAUAUAAUGAAUGUGUUAAAUUAAAUGUGUAGGGUACGUUAAC
This is a messenger RNA of Acanthochromis polyacanthus (spiny chromis), 4102 nucleotides long. It is a transcript of the gene cnnm4b, whose product is annotated as metal transporter CNNM4. The coding region runs from base 46 to 2481 and encodes 811 amino acids. The transcript has 8 exons. Gene Ontology annotation, cellular component: plasma membrane. The record is from RefSeq and is a predicted model, not a curated record. Gene Ontology annotation, biological process: magnesium ion homeostasis; magnesium ion transport. Lineage: Eukaryota; Metazoa; Chordata; Actinopteri; Pomacentridae. Gene Ontology annotation, molecular function: magnesium ion transmembrane transporter activity; sodium ion transmembrane transporter activity.